Messenger RNA from Auxenochlorella protothecoides, 489 nucleotides. RefSeq names its product 50S ribosomal protein L11. Bases 1 to 489 code for a protein of 162 amino acids. The transcript has 4 exons. NCBI's taxonomy places the organism in Eukaryota, Viridiplantae, Chlorophyta, Trebouxiophyceae, Chlorellales, Chlorellaceae. Gene Ontology annotation, molecular function: large ribosomal subunit rRNA binding; structural constituent of ribosome. Gene Ontology annotation, cellular component: ribosome; large ribosomal subunit. The record is from RefSeq and is a predicted model, not a curated record. Gene Ontology annotation, biological process: translation.
AUGCCCCGGCAGGAAUGCUUCACCGCUCGCAGGGUGUGUCCCCGCCAGCGCCUGACGCCACUCGCCGCUGGGGAGGUCAUCGGCAUCAUCAAGCUGGCCUUGCCUGCGGGCAAGGCCAAUCCUGCUCCCCCCGUCGGCCCCGCGCUCGGGCAGAAGCAGGUGAACAUCAUGCAGUUCUGCAAGGAGUACAAUGCGGCCACCCAGGACAAGAUGGGCUCCAUCAUCCCCGUCGAGAUCACCGUGUACAAGGACAAGACCUUCACCUUUGUGUUGAAGACCCCCCCCGCCUCGACGCUGCUCACCAAGGCUGCCGGCGUGGCCAAGGGCUCUGGCACCCCCAAUGGCCCGCCAGUCGGAUCGGUAACUGCCGAACAGAUCAAGGAGAUCGCGACCAUCAAGCUCCCCGACCUCAACUGCAGCAGCCUGGAGUCUGCCAUCAGGACGGUGUCGGGCACGGCGCGCAACAUGGGCAUCGCCAUCAAGGACUGA